GUUACCUAGAUCAUGUAUAAACAUGUCUUAAUUAACUUCCUGGUAUGACGACAUUUUGGUUAAAGACACAGAACAGAAAGUAAAUUUAAAUGUAAACAGAUGAAUUGAUAUUUACUUAAAUCAAGAGGUCAUGGCAUCCAGUAAAGCUAGUCAGCCUAUCAGACCAGAAUGUGAUAAACAUGGUAAACAGCUCAAUUCGUACUGCCCCAGACAUUUGAUGCCUUGUUGUGAUGAGUGUAAGUCCACUAGUCAUUCAAAAUGUAAGGGGAUACAAAAUUUAGAAAGUGUCGUGGAGAAAACUAAAAUAGAAAAAUCAAAGGAAUUUGUAGAGAAGGACAUAUAUUCUAUCUUAUCUUUUUUGGAAACAUUAAUCAGCAACAAAUCCAAAAACAUUGAAACUGGAGAAAAUCAAUGUGGUAGUAUAAAAAGGUCAAUUAAAGGAAUUAGACAGAAAAUAAAUAAACAUUUAGACCACCUUGAGAAGAAGUUAUGCCAUGAAACAGACAUCAUCUGGAAGCAGGAAAAAUCUAAAACCACUGAUUUCAUUUCUGAAAUUGAAGGAGAAAAGGAAAACUUGAGAGAAAUAAAAGAACAUUUACAAACAGUCACAAUAAACAGUUCUAAACUAGAAUCAUUUCUUGGUGUACAUAAGAUUGAACAAAAAGUCCAUCAAUGUCAACGAUAUGUUGACGAUCUGGAGGAUGAUGAAAGAGCAAAUGAAGUUGAAAUUAAAAUGAAGCAAAAUGAUGAAAUAGGAAAGAUACUGAACAAGUUGGGUUCAUUAGAAACGCUAGGAGAAGUCAUUGUUACGAAGACAGAAGUAGCAAUGAAAAGAGAAGCCAGUGUAAAGAGGAAAGCACAAGUAGAAUUAGUAAAACAAUCCAACAUAAACAACAUGACCAUGAAUAUUGAGACAAAGAUAAAGAUCUACACGGAGAAGUGGAUCAGAGACAUGAUUUGUCUGAUGGAUGGAAGAUUUAUAGUAGUGGAUGCUGAUGAUAAAGUUAUCCUACUUACUUCUGAUGGCAAACUUCAGAAACAAUUACCUAUACCUGGUGAACCAAGGAGUGUUACACAGAUCAAUCAGAACACUAUUGCCAUAUCUUAUCCUGAUGAAAAAGCCAUUAAGAUCUUCAAUAUGGAAAAUGAAACUGUUACCAAAGUUAUCACAUUAGACAAAGGAUGCUACGGUUUAUCAUUCUCCAAUAAGUCUCUAGCCGUAAGUUUGGGUGAUAAACAAAUCCGUAUGAUAGACUUGGAAGGUAAUACACUGAAGUCAAUACAAGUAGAGAGUAAAUCAAUCCUGGAGAACCUUGUUUACUGUAAUGACAGAGUAAUCUAUAGUGACUUUGCUGGUAAAGCAGUAUACUGUUAUGAUGAAUCAGGUAAACAGAUCUGGCAAUAUACACAGGAUUUAUCCCGACCAGAAGGACUUUGUAUAGAUACUUAUGGUAACAUUAUUGUAACAGACUAUGGAUCUCAUAGAGUAAUAGUUAUAUCAAAAGAUGGACAGGAUAGUAAAGUAUUGAUUAGUGAUGAGGAUAGACUGAAAUACCCUCAGUGUAUUUGUUUUAAACAUAAUGAGUCUUCAGGUUUUAUUUGUGAUUUGGGAGGAACAUACUUAGCAAAAUAUAAUUUAAAAUGAGAUAACAUAAACACUGAUGACUCUUAUGAUAAAACAUCCUGGUGAAAGAAAUAAACAAUUAAAUUAAUAAAUUGGUCACUAGUGAUGAUAUUAGGUGUGAAGUUUGAGAU
This is a messenger RNA of Mytilus trossulus (common blue mussel), 1755 nucleotides long. RefSeq lists its product as uncharacterized. The coding region runs from base 131 to 1645 and encodes 504 amino acids. Lineage: Eukaryota; Metazoa; Mollusca; Bivalvia; Mytilida; Mytilidae. Gene Ontology annotation, molecular function: protein binding; ubiquitin protein ligase activity. The record is from RefSeq and is a predicted model, not a curated record. The transcript is spliced from 2 exons. Gene Ontology annotation, biological process: protein polyubiquitination; proteasome-mediated ubiquitin-dependent protein catabolic process.